Messenger RNA from Glossina fuscipes, 1080 nucleotides. RefSeq lists its product as uncharacterized. NCBI's taxonomy places the organism in Eukaryota, Metazoa, Arthropoda, Insecta, Diptera, Glossinidae. The transcript is spliced from 4 exons. The coding region runs from base 502 to 1080 and encodes 192 amino acids. The record is from RefSeq and is a predicted model, not a curated record.
GGUGAUCGCCAGAAAGAUGUGAAAGAUGUGAACAAAGGGAAAAAUAUAGGUAUGUGGCCUAGUCUAUGUGGCUGACCUACUCGGACUCUUUAACAAUGUGGGAGACUUCGACAUGGCUCACCGAAUGGUCGCACGUUUAUUGUUUUUGGUAUCGUUGCGAUCGUAGAUACCAAGCUGAACCUUGAAGCAAAUGUUCGGAAUUAGUUGCUGAUUCCCCUGGCAACAUAUCCUUAAUCGCAAAAGAGAAGACGGCCAUUUAUAAUCAAAUGUAAAUAUAAAUUUAGAAAAUAUACAAAGGCUUUCCAAGAAAAGGAAAAAGGCAAAAGAUUGCUUGUGGUCGAGCAGAUUUUGAAAGCGCUAAGUGAACAAAAUACUUGAGCAUUUUAAUGUAGUUGCUAUCUCGAACAUUCUCUACAGUGAACAUAGGCUUUUUUACUUACCUCUUAAAGACUGCAUGGUAUCUGAACGAUGAUGAAAGUUAUUGCUAUGCAUAUAUAAAAGAUGUCUCUUGUCUUCAUGACCGAUCUGCUCAAGUUCGGACAAGCAUGGACUGGAAGGAGAAAGUGCGCCGAUUAUGUAGUCACUGGGCGUGAUAUGGAGUUUUUUAAAAAUUGCGAAAAAGAAGAUGACGAAGGAAACAUCGCCCUUGAUGAAGUUUUCCAAUCACAUUUAGAGAUGUCUUAUGCCGACGAUGGUGAAAAGUAUUUAGCAAAUGGAAAUGUUACGUUCAAGGUCCCUAUACCGGAAGGAGCUACUGUCAAGGCACAUGCAGAAGUUUAUAAAUGGCAAAGGGGACAAUGGACAAGAACAAUGUUUACUUUAAAGCGUGACAAUCUUUGUCAAGCUAUGUUUAGUCCUGUUGAAAUUUGGUAUGGAGCUAUUAAGUCCAUACCGGAAGAGGAGCGCAUCUGUCCACCUAGAAGUGAUACGGUCUAUCAUCUUGUAAAUACAACGUAUCAAGGCGAGAUACCGGAUCUUAUGAUUUCAGACUUAGCUGGCACAUAUAAGGUUAUAGCUCAUGUGACUUUAGGCGAAUAUAUAAUGUGCAUGUCUGCAGUAGCUGAUGUUUGGCGAGCUUAA